Messenger RNA from Chelonus insularis, 1595 nucleotides. It is a transcript of the gene MED19, whose product is annotated as mediator complex subunit 19. The record is from RefSeq and is a predicted model, not a curated record. Gene Ontology annotation, biological process: positive regulation of transcription by RNA polymerase II. Gene Ontology annotation, cellular component: mediator complex. The transcript is spliced from 4 exons. Bases 338 to 1066 code for a protein of 242 amino acids. NCBI's taxonomy places the organism in Eukaryota, Metazoa, Arthropoda, Insecta, Hymenoptera, Braconidae. Gene Ontology annotation, molecular function: transcription factor binding; transcription coregulator activity.
CAUUGGUACUAUUGAGCACCAUGAUGCCCAGUGUAUACGAUUGCAUCCACACAAUGUUGUGGGUUGAUGCAUAUUUACAUUUACAUGGCUCGUAAAUUGUUAUAAAAAUCGUUAUUAAUAAGUUUUAACCUCGAAUAAAAGUGUACUAACAACAUGAAAUCUACACGAGUUUAUGAAAAGUGUAAAAUAGUGGGAAAUCAUAUAUGUAUCAUCUGUGUUUGUGUAUAGCCACGCCGAUUAUCAGCCUUUUAAGGCUUGAAAAAAAUUUCUGUCGUCUAAAAUAUUAAAUUCAUUUAUUUUGUGUGGCUAAUUACACCAAAAAGGUGACAUUGAAGGAAUGAUGAUGGGCGAUCAGUUUCGUAGUAAAGUUGAGCAAUACUCGCCAAAGUCAUCACCGAGGGGAGCUCGGUCCCCUGUAGUAUCACGGCAAGAUUCUACAGGAACACUGAAAACGACUAUUUCUCUUGGAAAAAAUCCUUCGAUUGUUCACAGUGGACCUUUUUAUUUGAUGAAAGAACCUCCUGGAAAAAGUGAACUCACAGGGGCUUCAAAUUUGAUGGCCCAUCAUGGCUUGGAGCAUUCAUAUAGUAAAUUCAGUGGUAAAAAGUUAAAGGAACAACUUUCUUCAUUUCUUCCAAAUCUUCCUGGUAUUAUCGAUACUCCUGGACAUCAAGACAACAGUUCGCUGAGGUCAGUAAUUGAGAAACCACCGAUUGGAGGAAAAGAAUUGCUUCCACUAACUAGUGUUCAAUUAUCAGGAUUUAGAUUACAUCCUGGGCCUUUACCUGAGCAAUAUCGAUACGUAAAUCAAGCGCCUCAAAGAAAACACAAAAACAAACAUAAGAAGCAUAAACAUAAACCUGGAGAAGUGCCAGCUGGACAAGAAAUCACAACGACUGAUAUUGGAGGAUCGGAUACUCACGAAAAGAAACACAAAAAGCAGAAAAGACAUGAUGAAGAAAAAGAAGCUAGGAAGAAAAGAAAGAAAGAGAAGAAGAGGAAAAAACAAAAACAUAGUCCUGAGCACUCUGGUGGACUCACACCUUCACAGCAUUCCAACUCGUGAUCUACACUUUUUUUUCAUCAAUUCGAUAAGCUGGCCAAUUGUGGAGAAUUUUUGCUCAUUUGAUAAAAAAUUUAUUUCCAGAUUAUAACGCGUCAGUGGUUUAUGUUUUGGAUCGUAUAAAUUAAGUUUCAUUAUCGUUAAGUUUUUUUUCUAUAUUAAUUUCCUUCCAAAUAGUUAGUUAAUUUGAUUAAAUGUAUCUUGAUGGAAUGUUAUAAUUUUUAUUUAACGCAAUUUUUCCCUUGAGGGGUUCUUUUAUUUAUAUAUUUUCAAUGAUCAAAGUACUGAGAAGAGGAUAUAAUGAAGAAUAAGUCAAAAAAAGAAAAAUAUCAAACUUAUAUGAUAUGGAUGUAUUUAUAUUCGCUUCCAAUUCAUGUGUUGUUUAUAUGCGGAUCUGCUUUAUUCCAAAGAUUCUGCACUUUUGUAAAUAUUAUAUACAUACUCGGCAAUGUCAUUGAGAACAAAUUGUCAUAAUGUUAUGGUUUAAUCAAGUAGUAUUUAUAACUCAGAUAAAUAAAUAAUAAUAGUUUAA